CGUUUGGCUGCGUCUACAAAUAAGAAGUGAGAUAGGUUUUAUCUUUAGCAUUGAUAGCGACGUGUCUCUGACAUCAGGUAUUACACAUUUUUAAAAAUGGAAGUCUCAGACGAUAGACGCGACAGAAAACGCGAAAGGUCAAGAUCCAGAGAAAGGAAACCAAAGCGUGCGAGAUCACGAAGUAGAGAAAGGAAGCGAUCAAGAAGUCGUGACAGAGGUAGACACAGAAGCAGGAGCAGAGAGAGAAGGAGCAGGAGUCGGGAUCGCAGCAAACGAAAACACAAAGAAAGCAAGGACAACAAAAAAGACUCAAAAGAUUCAUUAAAGAAAGAGAAAGAAAAAGAAGCAAAGAAAGUUGUGCCAUUAUCAUUAGAAGAACUUCUUGCUAAGAAGAAAGCUGAAGAGGAAGCUCUAAGCAAGCCCAAGUUUCUAACAAAGGAAGAGAGAGCAGCUGAAGCACUAAAGAGAAGACAGGAACAAGUGGAUUUACAGAGGAAAAAACUGGAGGAAGAAAGACAAAAGCAGAAGGAGUUUUUAUCAGCAGGCAAAGAUUCUUAUGGUGAUCGUUACGAUCGAGACCGAGAAAGAGAGAGAGAACGUGAACGAAGAGAGAGACAACGAGAAAGGGAAAGGCAAGAACGGGAACGUGACCGUCGUGGUGAGUCAGGACGGGGAGAGGAUACAGGUGAACGCGUGAAGGUCUUAGAGGGCAAGGAUAAGGAGAAGGAGACUGAGGCUAUUAAGGAACGAUACCUGGGAAUAAUCAAGAAAAAACGUCGCGUACGUCGCCUGAAUGACAGGAAGUUCGUGUUUGACUGGGAUGCAGGAGACGAUACAUCUCAGGAUUAUAACCCAAUCUACAAGGACAAGCAUUCAAUACAAUUUUUUGGUCGUGGCCAGGUGGGAGGUAUUGAUAUGAAGCAACAAAAAAUUGACCAGUCAAAGUUCUAUGGGGACCUUUUAGAAAAAAGAAGGACUGAUGCUGAAAAGGAACAAGAGAAGAAGAGGAUAAAGAAUGUUGCUAAAAAAGAAGCGAAACAGAAAUGGGACGACAGGCACUGGAUGGAGAAAUCAUUAACGGAGAUGGCGGAAAGAGAUUGGCGAAUAUUUAAAGAGGAUUACAAUAUCUCUUGUAAAGGUGGGCGUAUUCCUAACCCAAUCAGGAAGUGGAAAGAGUCCUCACUGCCAACAGAACUCCUAGAUGUCAUUGAUAAAAUUGGAUACAAGGAACCUACACCAAUUCAGAGACAAGCCAUUCCCAUUGGUCUGCAGAACCGUGACAUCAUUGGCAUUGCUGAAACUGGUAGUGGUAAAACUGCUGCCUUCCUCAUUCCUCUACUCAAGUGGAUUCAGUCACUUCCAAAAAUAGUCAGGAUGGAGGAGGCUGACCAAGGUCCCUAUGCUAUUAUUUUGGCUCCCACUCGUGAACUGGCCCAGCAGAUUGAAGAGGAAACUAUGAAGUUUAGUGUGAACUUGGGUUUCCGCACUGUAGCCAUAAUAGGAGGUAUUUCAAGGGAAGAGCAAGGGUUCAAGCUCCGACAGGGAUGCGAGAUUGUUAUAGCCACCCCUGGGCGUCUGAUCGACGUGUUAGAGAAUCGGUACCUUGUUCUCAAUCAGUGUACCUACGUAGUUAUGGAUGAAGCUGAUCGUAUGAUUGACAUGGGUUUCGAGCCUGAUGUACAACGCAUCCUCGAGUACCUACCCGUCACAAACAUGAAGCCUGACACAGAGGAUGCAGAAGAUGAUGAGAAAAUGUUAGAGAACUUCAACACUACCAAAAAAUACAGACAGACAGUCAUGUUUACAGCCACCAUGCCUCCGCCUGUUGAACGGCUAGCCCGUACCUACCUGCGAAGACCAGCUGUCGUGUACAUCGGAUCUGCAGGCCGUCCCACAGAGAGAACGGAACAGGUCAUUCACAUGGUUACCAGUAACCUGAAGAGAAAGAAGUUACUUACCAUCCUGGAACAGGGCAUCGAUCCUCCUAUCAUCAUCUUUGUCAACCAGAAAAAGGGUGCAGAUGUCUUGGCAAAGUCUCUGGAGAAGAUGGGUUACAGUGCUAUCACACUCCAUGGAGGAAAAGGUCAGGAACAGAGAGAGUUCGCUCUAUCUAGUUUGAAGAAUGGGACUAAGGAUAUCCUUGUGGCCACAAAUGUGGCAGGUCGUGGUAUAGACAUCAAAGACGUUUCUAUGGUGAUCAAUUAUGACAUGACCAAGAGUAUAGAAGAUUACACACAUCGUAUUGGUAGAACUGGUCGUGCUGGCAAGAAUGGUAUAGCCGUGACCUUCUUGACUCAGGAAGAUUCUCCAGUAUUCUACGACCUGAAACAGACUAUCUUAGCUAGUCCUAUCUCCACAUGUCCACCAGAACUAGCUAACCAUCCAGAAGCCCAACACAAACCUGGCACUGUUGUACAGAAAAAACGCAAGGACGAGACCAUAUUUCUCACUUAAGCUCCAUUGAAUGGUUCUUGAUUAGGGACUUCAUACAAAAAUUUAUAAGGAAUAUGAAAAGUGAAAAAAAUACAUCUGGAACAUUUAAAGUCAUUUUUCAGAUGUGAAAAUGCAGACAUUUUAUGGCAUUUCAUGGCAAAGUUUAAAAUAAUGAUCCAUGAGGAAAUAUAUGACGUCUACUGGCAGAGAUUACUUAGAAAAUUAAUUUCUCUACCUGGUGGUGACUUUUAUACACAACAUAACAACAUGUAUGUUUCUGUGGACCAAUACAAGCACAUGGUACCAUAUGGUACACAUUUAUAAACAGAAAGGAGUACAGCUCCUGAUCUAGUGUGAUUGUUUAAUGUUGUGGAUGCUGAUUUCUGAUCAGUAAAGACACAGUGCACUGUAAACGCUACUGUGUAGUAAAUGUCUUAAAACAC
This is a messenger RNA of Ylistrum balloti, 2876 nucleotides long. Its product is annotated as probable ATP-dependent RNA helicase DDX23. Gene Ontology annotation, biological process: mRNA splicing, via spliceosome. The record is from RefSeq and is a predicted model, not a curated record. Gene Ontology annotation, molecular function: RNA helicase activity; ATP binding; RNA binding. The transcript has 14 exons. Bases 97 to 2454 code for a protein of 785 amino acids. Gene Ontology annotation, cellular component: catalytic step 2 spliceosome. NCBI's taxonomy places the organism in Eukaryota, Metazoa, Mollusca, Bivalvia, Pectinida, Pectinidae.